Messenger RNA from Metopolophium dirhodum (rose-grain aphid), 624 nucleotides. RefSeq lists its product as uncharacterized. The record is from RefSeq and is a predicted model, not a curated record. The transcript has 3 exons. Bases 1 to 624 code for a protein of 207 amino acids. Lineage: Eukaryota; Metazoa; Arthropoda; Insecta; Hemiptera; Aphididae.
AUGACUAAAUUCAUGAAAUUUGACUUUAUUAUUGACUAUGAAAUCAUUCUCACAGCAUCCAUUUUUGGGAAAGUGUGUAAAAUGCGUGAUAAAACGUCACGUGCUAAAACUGUGAAUGAUAUUUUAUUUGGUACAUUCACUGGAAAUGCCGCCACUAGGUAUGGAAUUGCCAAUGAAAUAAUUGCUAAAGAACAACUAGAAGGCAUUCUAAAGCAAAAAAUACAACCAGCAGGUUUAAUAGUUGACAACAAUAUGCCAUUUAUAGCAGCCUCUCCUGAUGGAAUACUGGAUGAUGGAUCAUUAAUAGAAAUUAAGUGUCCAGCUAGUGCCAAAGACCUUACACCAGAAGAUGCUAUACAAGUCAAGAAAAUUAAAUGUUGCUCAAUUAAGGAUGGACAAUUGUAUUUAAAACGCAACGAUAAUUAUUAUUAUCAAGUUCAGGGUCAACUGCACAUAAGUCAAAAAAAGUAUUGCUACUUUUGUGUAUGGACCCCAAAAGGUUUGAUGUAUGAAAAAAUAAAAAGAGACGACGAUUUUUGGCAAAACAACAUGGCAAUUAAAAUUAAAUCGUUUUAUUUAGAAAAUCUUUUACCCAUAUUAACUAAAGAAAACUUGCUUCAAUAA